This is a messenger RNA of Fopius arisanus, 3048 nucleotides long. RefSeq names its product dynein heavy chain 5, axonemal-like. Gene Ontology annotation, molecular function: dynein light intermediate chain binding; minus-end-directed microtubule motor activity; dynein intermediate chain binding. NCBI's taxonomy places the organism in Eukaryota, Metazoa, Arthropoda, Insecta, Hymenoptera, Braconidae. The record is from RefSeq and is a predicted model, not a curated record. Gene Ontology annotation, biological process: microtubule-based movement. The annotation marks the transcript as partial. Gene Ontology annotation, cellular component: axonemal dynein complex. The transcript is spliced from 11 exons.
AUGUCAAUUCUGUUCGCCAUCAUCAUCUGGAUACCAUCAAAAACUUCCUGGCGUCCCGACCCGAAACCCACUGUCAUAAUGAUCACUGAACGCGAGUCACCUCACGCGUGGCUGCGCCAGGGUUGGUCGAUGACUUGCGACAGUGAGAUCAGCAUGUUCAGUGACUUUAUAGGAAAUUCAAGCAUAGGCGAACCCAACAGUACAUUUACAGACAAACAUUUGGAACGAAUUUUUCUCUUCUCUAUGAUGUGGAGUCUUGGAGCAGUUCUUGAACUUGAUGCCCGGCUUCAUCUACAGGACUUCUUUCUCAACCAUGCUUCGAAGUGUGAUUGGCCGACGUUACAUGAAGAUGAUACCAUCUUCGAGUAUCUCAUCGCCGAAAAUGGUAAUUGGAUCCCUUGGAGUAAAAUGGUUCCAACCUUCAAUUAUCCAUCCGAGUAUGUGCUGGAUUAUCAUAAAAUACUGGUCCCCAAUAUUGAUAAUACAAGAACCAUGUUUCUGAUAAAAUUGAUUGCACAACAAGAGAAGGCUGUUCUUCUAAUCGGAGAACAAGGAACAGCGAAAACUGUAAUGCUUAAAUCGUUUAUGUCACAGUACAACUCUGAAGUCCAUCUCAAGAAAUCUUUCAAUUUUUCAUCAGCAUCGACUCCAAAUAUGGUUCAAAGAGUCAUCGAAAGUUACGUAGAUAAAAGGGUCGGUACUACGUAUGGGCCGUCUGGUGGAAGAAAAAUGACGGUUUUCAUUGAUGAUAUCAAUAUGCCAGAAAUCAAUGACUGGGGCGACCAAAUAACUAAUGAAUUAAUUCGACAAUUGAUGGAAUGUAAAGGAUUUUAUUCAUUGGACAAGCCUGGAGAUUUUAAUACAAUUCAAGAUAUGCAAUUUUUGGGAGCAAUGAUUCAUCCAGGUGGAGGACGGAACGACAUACCACCACGUCUGAAACGUCAAUUCAAUAUAUUCAAUUGCACCCUACCCUCUGCUAAGUCUAUGGAUACUAUAUUUGGAUCAAUUGGUGGUGGAUAUUUUUGCGAGAGUCGUUUCUCUGAAGAAAUUGUUAAUUUCCUUCCAAAACUGGUUCCAUUGACGAGAAUAGUAUGGCAACAAACUAAAGCCAAAUUAUUACCUACUCCUUCUAAAUUCCAUUAUGUAUUUAAUUUGCGUGAUUUGUCGCGCAUAUGGGAAGGAAUUCUGAGGAUUGGCAGUCCUGAAUGUGACUCUCGUAAUGUCCUCUUGGAACUCUGGGAACAUGAAUGUACUCGGGUUAUUGCUGAUAGAUUUACGAUUGCUGCCGAUACUGAGUGGUUUAAAAAUUCAUUGAAAAGUACAAUAAAAAUUGUAUUGGCGGACGAAAGUAAAUACUAUGAUGGAGUCGAGACGUACUUCGCUAAUUUUUUGCGAGAUGCGCCAGAACCGACGGGACUAGAGCCGGAAGAUUUUGUUAUCGAGGAGCCUAAAAUAUACGAACCAAUCCACGGGUAUCAGUUCGUGGUGUCAAAAGUUUAUGAAAAAAUGGAACAAUUCAAUGAAUGCAUUCGUGGCAUUAAGCUUGACCUAGUUUUCUUUCAUGAUGCGCUGAUUCACCUUCUGCGAAUAUCACGAAUUCUUGGGAUGGCGCGUGGUAAUGCUCUUCUUGUAGGUGUGGGAGGUUCUGGCAAGCAAAGUUUGACGCGACUAGCAUCAUUUAUUGCUGGAUACGAUUUUUUUCAAAUUGUGCUAUCAAGGAGUUACAACGUUAGCAGCUUAUUGGAAGACUUGAAAAAGCUAUAUCAUAAAGCUGUUACUGGAAAAUCUGGCUUAACAUUCAUAUUAAGCGACAAUGAAAUAAAAGAAGAGUCAUUUCUAGAGUACAUGAAUAAUGUGCUGAGCGUCGGAGAAAUUGCAAAUCUUUUUCCUAAAGCGGAGCUCGAUGAAUUAUUGUUAAGUUUGAUACCGGCUAUGAGAACUACUGAUCCGAAGAUUCCACCAACACAAGAUAAUCUUUAUGAUUAUUUUAUUUCACAAGCCCGGAAUAAUUUGCAUGUUGUAUUAUGCUUUUCACCAGUCGGUGGGAAAUUUCGUUCCAGAGCUUUGAAAUUUCCUGGCUUAAUCUCAGGAUGCACAAUGAAUUGGUUCAGUAAAUGGCCAAUGGAUGCCUUAUGUGCUGUGAGCAAACAUUUCCUGGGUACUUAUGAGUUGGCUACUACUCAGGAAAUUAAGAAUGAAUUGAUAGAAACAAUGGCUGAAAUUCACGACGAUGUUAGAAAUGUCUGCACAGAAUAUUUUAAUCGCUUUCGACGCCAAACAUAUGUUACAGCCAAAUCUUUUCUUUCAUUUCUGAGCGGUUACAAAACUAUCUACAGCCAUCAACUGAAGAACAUCAACAUACUUUCUUCUAGAAUGACAAAUGGUCUCCAUAAACUUAUCGAUGCAGCAGAGCAAGUGGAAGGCUUACGUAAAGUAUUAGAGCGCAAUCAAGAAGAGAUUGCCGUCAAAAACGUCCAAGUGGAGGCUAUUCUCGAAAGAGUGGAUGAAAAGAAAAGAGAAGCAGAAGCCGUGAAAGCUAAAGUGCAAAAAUCGAAGGAUGAAGCUGAGACCUUAUUGACAUUGAUAUCUGAAGACAAAGCAAAUGCAGAGGAGCAACUAAAAGUAGCUGAACCAGCUCUAUUAGCUGCGGAAGCAGCACUCCAGACGAUAAAAGCAGCAGAUAUUUCUACUAUUCGAAAAUUGGGGAAACCUCCGUACCUUAUCACUCUGAUCAUGGAUUGUGUGCUAAUUCUCUUCGGACGAAAACUGAAUUCAGUGACACCAGAUUAUGAUCGCCAAUUCUUAACGCCAUCAUGGUCAGAAGCUUUGAAAGUCAUGGCAGACACAAGAUUUCUGUAUCAUCUUCAAAAUUUCCCGAAAGAUAAUAUAAAUGCCGAAACAGUAGAUCUGAUGAGACCGUACGCACAAUAUGAGUUGUACACCUAUGAAGCUGCGAAACAAGCAUGUGGUAAUGUAGCUGGAUUACUGCAAUGGACAAUUUCAAUGGCCGCUUUUUAUGAAAUCAACAAGGACGUUUUACCACUCAAG